AUUAUUAUUAACUUUGAUUAAUUUACUUAGCUAACUAAGCUUAUAAAUGCAGUUCUCUUGGGUCAAGAGAUAUCAUUUUCCAUACAUACCACAACAUAAACAAACAUGGCAUCAACUUCUCUAUGUUCAUCUUCCCUUUCUUAUCAUCCACUUUUCGCCUCCUCGAAAACGAAACUCGACUCCAGAAAAAGGGUAAGUGCAAGAAUCUCAGCUUCAAGAAGAGAAUCGCAUGAUCAAAAUUACUUCAGCGGCAGGAUAGUGGACGAGAACAUGAUUGUUCUUAGAAAAAGAAUUCAUGAGAUGAAGAUGGUGGAGAGGAACUAUGAGCCACCUGCUAACUGGAUGGAGUGGGAAAAGCGUUAUUUUACUAGCUACGAUUCAUUGAUAUGUGAAAUGAUGGGUUUCUUGCAAUCCCAGCUGAUGGAUACAAGGCCUGGCUUGGCCUUAGGGUUCAUUGCCUUGAUUUCUUUAAGCGUGCCCAUGUCCACCGCGAUGAUGUUUUUCCAUUUCACGGAGAUGUUUAAGAUGGCCUUGGGCGGGCUUCCCGGCCUUAAUUAGUGUCGCAAAUGUUGGAGCAUGAAACUAGUGGAAAAUAUGUUCAGUAAUUUCUUUGUGAAUAAUUUUAUUUUUUAAAAAAAUUGCAGAGAUGAUUAUAUUUCAUUCUUUGUAUUCUUUUCAAUAAAUCAAUUAUUCGUUCUCUAA
Messenger RNA from Populus trichocarpa (black cottonwood), 702 nucleotides. RefSeq lists its product as uncharacterized. The coding region runs from base 106 to 558 and encodes 150 amino acids. The transcript has a single exon. NCBI's taxonomy places the organism in Eukaryota, Viridiplantae, Streptophyta, Magnoliopsida, Malpighiales, Salicaceae. The record is from RefSeq and is a predicted model, not a curated record.